Messenger RNA from Danio aesculapii, 1904 nucleotides. It is a transcript of the gene mrap2b, whose product is annotated as melanocortin 2 receptor accessory protein 2b. Gene Ontology annotation, cellular component: endoplasmic reticulum; plasma membrane. Gene Ontology annotation, molecular function: type 5 melanocortin receptor binding; type 1 melanocortin receptor binding; signaling receptor regulator activity. Bases 36 to 635 code for a protein of 199 amino acids. Lineage: Eukaryota; Metazoa; Chordata; Actinopteri; Cypriniformes; Danionidae. The transcript has 3 exons. The record is from RefSeq and is a predicted model, not a curated record. Gene Ontology annotation, biological process: regulation of adenylate cyclase-activating G protein-coupled receptor signaling pathway; protein localization to plasma membrane.
UCGUCAUGAGGCUUCUGUGAAAUAUCUGCUGAAACAUGAGUGAAUAUUCAAACCGCAGCCAAGCCGGAGCUGAUUACGAGUGGCAUUAUGAAUAUUACGAGGACGAGGAGCCCGUGUCCUUUGAGGGACUGAGAGCAAACCGCUACUCUAUCGUGAUCGGCUUCUGGGUCGGCCUCGCCGUCUUCGUCAUCUUCAUGUUCUUCGUGUUAACUCUGCUGACCAAAACAGGAGCUCCACAUCCAGAGAUGUGUGAUGCGAGCAUGAAGCCUCAUGUUCUGAUUGGCUGUGAGCUGGAAGUGGGUGGAUCUCUGGCAUUUUCUCUGCCACCGCUGCCUGACCAAUCACGUUCCCUCUUUCACUUCUACAUCCACGAGGAGGAGCGAGUAAAAACCCACGAAGAUGCCCUGAUUGGCCGAGGGAUGCACUGUGGGCGGGGCAAUGCUGAGAGAGCAAAUGAAGACGAGCACUUCAUGUCCAGCUUCAACAUCCCGAAUUUUGUGAACUCCGAGCAGAGCUCCAGCCUCGGCCAUAACGACUUUCUGCUGAGUGAGCCGCCAAUCAUCACAGACGGCCAAUCAGAUGAGCUGAAGACAGCAGAGCCCGCCCAUCUCUGCUAUGAUAUCAUCAGACAUUGACGCAUGUUUUCUUGACGUGUGCUGCUUUGAGUGUGUAACAGAAGAGUGUGUGAGCUUUGGGACGUACUACUUUCUCAUUAACAGAUCGUUAUGUUGCUUAGUUACAAGACCUGUCAAUCAUCUCAACACAUCAAUCCACAUUCUGUCAUAUUUAAUUACCUUCCUUAUUGGAGAUGCAACAGCAGCAGGUUAAUCGGCCAUUCACGAGUCUUUCACACAGAGAAAUCUCCUCAGGUGUUUGCAUAAAUCUGCAUUCAGAAGUUUAUCUCCAAACACGUCUUUUUAGAAGUUCACAUUGUUGUUGCAGAUGAAAUAUAAGGCAGAAUACAUGAUUUAAAUACACUCACAGGCCACUUUAUUAGGUACACCUGUCCACUUGUUAAUGCAAAUUUCUAAUCAGCCAAUCACAUGGCAGCAGCUCAAUGCAUUUAGACAUGUAGACAUGGUCAAGACAAUCUGCUGCAGGUCAAAGCGAGCAUCAGAAUGGGGAAGAAAGGGGAUUUAAGUGACUUUGAACGUGGCAUGGUUGUUGGUGCCAGACGGGCUGCUCUGAGUAUUUCAGAAACUGCUGAUCUACUGGGAUUUUCACGCACAACCAUCUCUAGGGUUUACAGAGAAUGGUCCGACAAAGAGGAAAUAGUGAGCGGCUGUUCUGUGGGCGCAAAUGCCUUGUUGAUGCCAGAGGUCAGAGGAGAAUGGCCAGACUGGUUCCAGCAGAUAGAAAGGCAACAGUAACUCAAAUAAGCAGAAGAGCAUCUCUGAACACACAACACGUCCAACCUUGAGGCGGAUGGGCUACAGCAGCAGAAGACCACACCGGGUGCCGCUCCUGUCAAUGAGUUCACUGUACUCAAAUAGCCUCCACAGCCACCAGAACUAAAUCCAAUAGAGCACCUUUGGGAUGUAGAGGAGAUUGGCAUCAUGGAUGUGCAGCCAUCAAAUCUGCAGCAACUGUGUGAUGCUAUCAUGUCAAUAUGGACCAAAAGUACCUUGUUGAAUCUAUGCCACAAAGAAGUAAGGCAGUUCUGAAGGCAAAAGCGGGUCCAACCCGGUACUAGUAAGCUGCACCUAAUAAAGUGGCCGGUGAGUGUAUGUUCCAGUUGGCUAGAUAUUAAUUAACAGCCAUUCAAACAACUUUACCGAAGCCUCUCCUAUUGACAGUUGAUCUCACGCGUCCGCCAUAUUUGUAGUUUGUUUACACUUUUCCCCAGAGUUUGUAGUUCAAUAUAAUAUUGAAGUAUUAUAUUAAUAUUUUAACUAGUAUUUAGU